AUGGAGCUCGAACAGGACCAGCCUUACAUUGAUCACGACGAGGAUGAGAUUACACAGGAGGACGCGUGGGCCGUCAUCUCAGCCUACUUCGAAGAGAAAGGUCUCGUUCGUCAGCAGAUCGAUUCGUUCGAUCAGUUUAUUCAGAACACCAUGCAAGAGAUCGUCAAUGAGUCAGCUGAUAUCGAGAUCCGACCUGAGUCCCAGCACAUUCCUGGCCACCACUCUGAUUUCGCAGAGACAAUUUACAAGAUUAGUUUUGGACAGCUUCAUCUGAGUAAACCCAUGAUAACGGAGUCAGAUGGAGAGAUGGCCACCUUGUUCCCUAAGGCUGCAAGGUUGAGAAACCUCACCUACUCGGCUCCUUUGUUUGUCGAUGUUAGCAAGAGUGUUACUAAGAAAGGGCAUGAUGGUGAGGAAGUUACGGAGACUCAGGAUUUUUCCCAAGUUUUCAUUGGAAAGGUUCCCAUCAUGCUCCGGUCUACUUACUGUACCUUAAAUAGGAAUUCGGAGAAAGAUUUGACAGAGCUUGGAGAAUGUCCUUAUGAUCAGGGCGGAUACUUUAUUAUUGAUGGAAGUGAAAAGGUUCUGAUUGCUCAAGAGAAGAUGAGUACAAACCAUGUUUAUGUGUUCAAGAAGAGACAGCCAAAUAAGUAUUCCUAUGUUGCUGAAGUCCGUUCCAUGGCUGAAAACCAAAAUAGACCUCCAAGCACAAUGUUUGUGGGUAUGCUCUCUGGCUCGAAAGGGGGUUCAUCUGGACAGUUUAUUCGAUGUACUCUUCCAUAUGUCAAGAAAGAAAUUCCUAUUAUCAUCGUAUUUCGUGCAUUGGGAUUUGUUGCCGAUAAGGACAUAUUGGAACAUAUUUGCUAUGAUUUUGCCGAUACUCAGAUGAUGGAGUUGCUCAGACCUUCCUUGGAAGAAGCUUUUGUCAUUCAAAGUCAGCUGGUUGCACUUGACUAUAUUGGGACACGUGGUGCACCCGCUGGUGCAAACAAGGAAAUGAGGAUAAAGUAUGCAAGAGAUAUCCUUCAAAAAGAAAUGCUUCCUCAUGUAAAUGUUGGGGAGUCUUGUGAAACGGACAAAGCUUACCAUUUCGGGGAUAUCAUAAAUCGUCUGUUGCGUUGUGCACUUGGCCAAAAGCCAGAAGAUGAUAGGGAUCAUUAUGGUAACAAAAGGCUGGAUCUUGCUGGUCCUUUACUUGGAGGGCUGUUUAGAAUGCUUUUCAGAAAGCUAACGAGGGAUGUGCGAUCUUAUGUUCAAAAGUGCGUUGACAAUGGCAAAGAAGUCAAUCUUCAGUUUGCCAUUAAGGCUAAAACAAUUACCUCUGGCCUGAAGUAUGCUCUUGCUACUGGGAACUGGGGCCAGGCAAACGCUGCUGGCACAAGAGCUGGAGUCUCUCAGGUACUAAAUCGGUUAACAUAUGCUUCCACUUUGUCACAUCUGAGGCGUCUCAAUUCUCCUAUUGGGCGUGAAGGAAAAUUGGCAAAACCAAGACAACUGCACAACUCACAGUGGGGUAUGAUGUGCCCUGCUGAAACACCCGAAGGACAGGCUUGUGGUCUAGUGAAAAACUUGGCGCUCAUGGUCUACAUUACUGUUGGGUCAGCUGCUUCUUCCAUUUUGGCUGUCUUGGAAGCAUGGGGAACUGAGAGUUUUAAGGAAAUCUCUCCAUCAGUUAUCCCCCAAGCCACAAAAAUCAUUGUCAAUGGAAAGUGGAUUGGAAUUCAUCGAAAUCCUGACAUGUUGGUAAAAACGUUGAGACGUUUGAGGAGAAGGGUAAGGAAUGAUAUUAUUAACUCUGAAGUUGGCAUUGUUAGAGACAUUCGCUGGAAAGAGCUCCGGAUAUACACUGAUUAUGGUCGCUGUAGUCGCCCCUUGUUUAUUGUGGAUAAUCAGAGGCUCUUAAUAAAGAAGAAAGAUAUAUAUGCUCUGCAACAAAGUGUAAAGUUUAUAGUUUCUUGUUCUCAAAGUACGCUUUGUUAUAAUUUCAGUGUACCAAUACAUCUUUUCACAACCCAGGAAAAUGCAGAAGAAGCUGGUUGGAAUCAACUACUUAAAAAGGAGUUUAUAGAAUACAUAGACACAGAAGAAGAGGAAACGACUAUGAUAUCAAUGACUAUCAAUGAUCUGGUUCAAGCUAGGCUUCGUCCCGACGAGGCAUAUUCUGACACUUACACACAUUGUGAGAUUCACCCUUCUUUGAUAUUGGGCGUGUGUGCUUCAAUCAUACCAUUUCCCGACCAUAAUCAGUCACCCCGUAAUACAUACCAAUCAGCUAUGGGAAAGCAAGCCAUGGGAAUAUAUGUCACCAACUACCAAGUCCGCAUGGAUACUUUAGCCUAUGUUCUCUACUACCCUCAAAAGCCUCUAGUCACCACAAGAGCUAUGGAGCAUCUUCACUUUCGGCAACUUCCAGCAGGAAUUAAUGCUAUUGUUGCCAUUUCUUGCUAUUCUGGAUAUAAUCAAGAAGAUUCUGUCAUCAUGAAUCAGUCUUCAAUAGAUCGUGGUUUCUUUCGAUCCUUGUUCUUUCGGUCUUACAGAGACGAGGAGAAAAGAAUGGGGACACUUAUCAAAGAAGACUUUGGGCCCCCAGACAGAGGAAAUACACUGGGUAUGCGACAUGGUUCUUAUGAGAAACUGGAUGAUGAUGGUCUAGCACCUCCUGGUACUAGAGUUUCAGGUGAAGACGUAAUCAUUGGGAAAACCACUCCAAUAUCUCAAGAUGAAGCUCAAGGUCAAUCAACACGAUACACUAAACGUGAUCAUAGUAUAAGCUUGCGUCAUAGUGAAACUGGAAUGGUGGAUCAGGUAUUAUUGACCACAAAUGCAGAUGGUUUGAAGUUUGUGAAAGUGAGGGUUAGAUCUGUUCGUAUUCCUCAAAUUGGAGACAAAUUCAGUAGUAGACAUGGUCAGAAGGGAACUGUUGGCAUGACAUAUACACAGGAGGACAUGCCUUGGACGAUAGAAGGCGUUACUCCUGAUAUCAUUGUGAAUCCACAUGCUAUCCCGUCUCGGAUGACGAUUGGGCAGCUAAUUGAGUGCAUCAUGGGAAAAGUAGCAGCUCACAUGGGUAAAGAAGGAGAUGCCACUCCUUUUACAGAUGUCACGGUGGACAAUAUAAGCAAAGCUCUCCAUAAAUGUGGGUACCAAAUGCGUGGUUUUGAGAGAAUGUACAAUGGUCACACAGGCAGACCACUCCCAGCGAUGAUAUUCAUUGGACCAACGUAUUAUCAAAGGUUGAAGCAUAUGGUUGAUGACAAGAUCCACUCUCGUGGAAGAGGUCCUGUGCAAAUCUUAACAAGACAACCAGCUGAAGGACGAUCACGUGAUGGUGGUCUGCGUUUUGGAGAGAUGGAACGAGAUUGCAUGAUUGCUCAUGGGGCUGCUAACUUUCUGAAAGAGAGGCUGUUUGAUCAGAGCGAUGCGUAUAGGGUACAUGUGUGUGAAGCCUGUGGGCUCAUCGCCAUUGCAAACCUUAAGAAUAAUACUUUCGAAUGCAGAGGUUGCAAGAACACAACAGAUAUUGUUCAAGUUCACAUACCAUAUGCUUGCAAAUUACUCUUGCAAGAGCUUAUGUCAAUGGCUAUUGCGCCACGGAUGCUUACUAAAGACCUGAAAUCAGCUAAAGUCAGGAAGUGA
This is a messenger RNA of Eruca vesicaria subsp. sativa (arugula), 3636 nucleotides long. The record is from the annotation of a GenBank genome assembly. Lineage: Eukaryota; Viridiplantae; Streptophyta; Magnoliopsida; Brassicales; Brassicaceae.